This is a messenger RNA of Brassica rapa (field mustard), 3769 nucleotides long. Its product is annotated as mini zinc finger protein 3. NCBI's taxonomy places the organism in Eukaryota, Viridiplantae, Streptophyta, Magnoliopsida, Brassicales, Brassicaceae. Gene Ontology annotation, cellular component: nucleus. The record is from RefSeq and is a predicted model, not a curated record. Gene Ontology annotation, biological process: regulation of DNA-templated transcription; regulation of developmental process. Gene Ontology annotation, molecular function: DNA-binding transcription factor activity; transcription cis-regulatory region binding.
UUUUUCCCUCUUUAAAAUGGCCUUCUUGCUUCUUCUUGAAUGCCAAUUGUUUCUUUAUCUUAGCAUAACUACAUCAUAUUAUUUAUUUUUGUUGUUGUUAGAUCAUCUAUAUAUUAAAGCAAGAAGGUAAACCACAUCAACAUUUUGACAAUAUAUACUUUUUUUUAAAAUUAAUAUCUUCUUUAUUUUAUGUUACUAAGUUAUGAUGCUGAAUUUUCUGUAUGAACAUCAAUCAAACACACACACAUAUCACAUAUAUAUAUACAUAUAUAUAUAGAGGCUGUCCAUAUCAGGCAAAAGGGAAUGUUCCAAAGAUAUCUCAAUGCUCUUUGGUGAUUCCAUUUGAUAGGGACAUUUUGUGUGAAGGACAAUCCUCAAAAAGCAACACAAGACUGCACUCUUUGCCGCCAUAUGUGUAUGUAUGUAUCACACCAUUCACCAUUUCACCUUAUCCAAUAAAAGUGGAAAAAAGAGAGAGAGAGAGAGAUAGUAUAUGCUUACCUUCCCAGGAACAGAGUUUCAAAUGUAAACUUUUUUUUUGGUUCAAACUUGUCAGAAGAGAGUUGUUCUAAAACCAGUCUUUAUAUAUGCUUCUUCCUUACCAAUCUUCUCUCCAUUCCAAAGAAAGAGAAGGAGAGACAAACUUCUCUCUUCUUCUUUAACCUUUUUAUCCAUAUAUCUAAUCUCUCAAGAUUUUUACAUAUAUAUUCACUAGCUAGUAGCUAAUAUCUACACAUAUUGUAGAUUUCUUCAAAAUGGGUGUUUCAGUUCUUCAUAGAGGAAUGGUUCUUCUUCUUGUCAUCUCAGUUGUUGUACUUCUUCAAACGGAUAAGGUCUCAAGUCUAAGGUGGGAGAGAGACAUGAGGCUGCAGCUACUGUCUGUUCAUCCUUUGCGUGUUCUUGAAGAGUCGUCAUCAUCAAAGGAAGGAAAUAUAGAUACAAAUCCAGACUUGGCGCCUUCUCCUUCCGUUAUGUCUGUUCCAAAUCAAUCUGUAAAAAGAAUGAUUGGAAGAGGAUCCGAUCCUAUACACAACAGAUGCUGACAUUAUUCUAGAAGGAAGAAACAAUGUUUUGUUACUGGAAGUAAAUGCUAGUCUAUAUUCUGUUCUGCAGUCUCAGUUACUUUUUAAAAAAAUGUUAUCAUUUGUCUCUUAAUCCUUUAAGGGUUCAAGUGUAUAUUGAAUCCUUGUCAUUUAAAUCGUGUUUUUCAUUAUAUAUCGUUUGUUUGAAGAGUUAUAUGUUGAAUAUACAAGACUUGAUUUGUUCUUUGUAAGAUCCUCUCAGCAUAGUUGAAUUAAUUCUGAUUAAUCAGAUUAUCAUCAGUACAAACAUCAAGCAUAUAUGAGCCCAAAUGUUUUGGUUCUUGAGCCCAAAUCAAGACAGCUCAGAGUCAUUCAGAAAAGUUGUUGAGUUGACUAGGCUUUAAGUUAUAAAUAGACCCAUUAAACACUUCUUCUUUUUUUUUCUGAAUGGCUCCCAUAAAACACUUCAAAAAACUGAGGGCACUUCUGAUCAACACUAUUUUUUUUUUCUAAAACCGAGUAAAAGUAAAACGGAAUAAAACAGAGUAAAAAUAAGUAUGAAAUAAAAAUACUCUAAUCCUACUCCAUUUUUUGUUUUAUAAUAAGAUUUACUUUCAUAAUAAGAUUUACUUCAUAAAUAGAGUAAUCUAAUUUUUGUUUGUUACUUUAUUAUGGAGUGGAAAAUAACGUAAGAUUAUAAUAUUUUUAAUUCAUACUUACUUUUACUUAAUUUUAGAAGAAAAAAUGAAGUUUUACAUUGGAUAUGCUCUAAAAAAACAUGAAAACAAGAAUAUACAUAAUCUACACUGCUUAAUAAGGUAAGUGACAUGCAUAAACAAAUAAAAGAGUAGUUGGGAAAAGGUGGAGUAGAUUUACCUUCCCAACUACUCGUUGAUUAUUGGAAAUUUUCUGAACUCAGUGAAGAGAUCAAACAAGAACUCAACGUGUAUUCAUUUUUCUACUUGACAAAUCAACCUUCUUGACAAUCUCCCGUGACUUUUGGCUUUUAAUCAUUAUGAUUACAAGGAUACCUUUCUUAAGAUAGAAAAUACAAACUCAGUUGAAGCCAAUUUAACUCUAAAAAGCUUACAUAUCUGCCGAUAUCGGUUACAAUGAUUAGUACAAGUAGGUGAAAAAUGCAGUGACUCGGAUACGAUUGAACAUAGUUUAUGGAGAUUUUUUCUGCGCUAAAUUUUGAAAAAAAAAAUUGAAAAUAGUUUUAUUUACAUUAGGACGUAAAUAGAAGUCCUUUAUAAUUAAAAAUGCGGUUGAUAUAAAGCGAUUGUACUCGAACAAUCUGUUGGUGUCUAUUGCUUGUGGGAGCAUGUCCUUUGGAGUGACUCGGAUACGCAUUUUUGUUUAUGCGACUAUUUAUUUAUGUAGUGAUCCGGGUAGUGGAUGUCAUUCAACUUGGUUUCUAAUAAAAUAUACUCCCUAAAUUUCAAAAUAAUAUUAAAAUAUUAAAUUUUUAUUUCUCAUAAUUUUAAACUAGUAAAAAAUUAGGAAAUACAUCAGUUUUUCUUUAUUUCGCACAUUUUUCUUUCUAAAAUGUGUAUUUGCUUGGAAAUAUAGUAUUUUCGAUGAACUAAUACUCUUUGUGGAAAAUGAUGCACGUGAAAAUAACAGAAAAUUAGGCUGGUUGCUGAGUUUCUUCUUCUUUUUAUUUGUUUAUUGGUCAACUCUGAAAAAGAAAUUAAAGGUAAGCGGGAUGCGGCUAUUUUAUCAUAUUUGAAAAUGGAACGAACAACAUCAUAUAAUUUAAUUUUUUUAAAUCUAAAUAACAGUCAUGAUAAGGAGUAGAUUCACGUAACGAAACUAUUGAAAUAAACUAUAAAGUAGUAUAUCUAUUUUUAAUGCUUGUUAAUUAAUAUCUACAUAGGUUUCAAAAAUAUAUUAAUCAAUUCCAACUAAUAAAAAUAUGGUUUACAUGUACACGACACUAGAUCACUAGCUAGUAAUCUCCCAUUAUUUAUUGUUUUUUUUUUGAACACCAAUCUCCCAUUAUUUAUUGUACUUCUUCAUGUUAAUACAUAUAUUUACCGUUAUAAAUCUAAGUUAUGUCGAAGUCUUUUACGUAUCAAAUAUAGGUAAAUUUAAUUUAACAAUGACUUCCUUUUGAAGCGACUAUUUUUAAAAUUCCGUCUACAGUGUAACAGUGAUAUAGUCAACACUCAACAACCCUAUUUAUAAAUAAGGGAUACAAAGGAGCAUUUUCAAGUACCCUUUUACUUUGUAUCUAAAGUCUUUGAUCAUCUCCGCCUAAAACGCAAAAAUAUAUUAGGUUUUUUCAGAGAUCAGUUCACGAAGAUGAAGAAGAGGCAAGUCGUGAUAAAACAAAGAAAAAACUCAUACACUACGACUUCGUCUUCGAGCAACGUCCGUUACAUUGAGUGCCAGAAGAAUCACGCAGCUAAUAUCGGUGGCUACGCCGUUGACGGUUGCCGUGAGUUUAUCGCAAGCGGCGGCGAAGGAACCGAUGAUGCUUUGACGUGCGCUGCUUGUCGCUGUCACCGGAAUUUUCAUAGGAGGGAAGUUGAAACGGAGGUUGUUUGCGAGUAUUCUCCUCCGAACUGAAUCAACUAAUUAAUAAGAUGUAAAAAAUAAGGAAGAAUAUACAAGAAAAGUUAUUGGUGACUUCAGUUAAAACAAAAACUACUUUGGAGUUGCUUUGUUGAGUUUUAUAUAAGAAAUGUAUUUAUAUAUGUAAUAUGGUUAUUGAUGUAUAUUCAAAUACUUACAUUAACGCC